Durio zibethinus is the source of this 1741-nucleotide messenger RNA. RefSeq names its product vesicle-associated protein 4-2-like. Gene Ontology annotation, cellular component: plasma membrane; endoplasmic reticulum membrane. NCBI's taxonomy places the organism in Eukaryota, Viridiplantae, Streptophyta, Magnoliopsida, Malvales, Malvaceae. Gene Ontology annotation, biological process: endoplasmic reticulum membrane organization. The record is from RefSeq and is a predicted model, not a curated record.
AUUCUCUACUGUUAACUACGCAUUAGUUUAAAUGAUUAAAAAAUAAUUUUUUUAUCAAUUAGAAAUCAAUUUUUACGAGAAUAUUUGGAAUAUAAUAUCUUCAAAUGCGCCAAAUUGAUGUCAAGAAAUAUUUGCACCGCCAUUUUCCAACAAUGAAAACAGGCAUCACGAAAGUUCAUGAAAAAAAAAAAAAAAACACAACAAAAAGCCAAACCCAGAACGCGUAUGUUUUGCGAAAGCAGAUAUUAGUACACCUUAAGGAGCUUCCACCAACAGUGACAACUCAAAGCACACGCCCCAUAUCUGAUAUAGAGACAUCGUUCAAUGUUAAUCUACAUAUCGAAUAUUUUCCCAUUUACAAACAAAAUUCCAUAUCUAUAGACCUAUCCAACUUUUUUUGAAAAGGAAAUAAGGAUGGUUGUUGAUGAGGACAAAGCAGAGGGUGAAGGGAAAGUUUGGAGCCUUUGUAGAAUGCCAUUUUGGCAGACUUGUAGUAGCAAAGGCAAUGGAUCUUCUUCUGCUUCAUCUUCUUCUUCAUCAAUGGGCAACAACAAUAUUUAUCAGCAAAGCCAAAGUAGUCAGCUUGAUGAAAGAUCAACUUUGACUUCUUCAAUGGCAAAAUCUUUGCUUCCUACUCGAAGAAGACUCAGACUUGAUCCUUCCAACAAGUUAUAUUUUCCUUAUGAACCAGGUAAACAGGUCAGGAGUGCGAUUGGCAUUAAGAACACUAGCAAGUCUCCUGUAGCUUUCAAGUUCCAAACAACUGCACCAAAGAGUUGUUACAUGCGACCUCCGGGAAGUAUACUUGCUCCCAGUGAAAGUCUUAUUGCUACUGUAUUCAAGUUCGUGGAACCUCCGGAGAAUAAUGAGAAACCAAUUGACCAAAAUAGCAGGGUUAAGUUCAAGAUCAUGAGCUUAAAAGUGAAAGCAGAAACGGAUUAUGUCCCAGAACUGUUUGAUGAGCAAAAGGAUCAAGUUGCAGUUGAGCAAAUUCUACGUGUAGUUUUUCUGGACCCAGAACGCACUUGUCCUGCACUGGAAAAACUUAAACGUCAACUGGCUGAGGCUGAGGCUGAGGCUGCACUUGAAUCAAGCAAAAAGCCUCCAGAAGACAUAGGACCAUGUAUAGUUGAGGAAGGACUUGUUAUUGAUGAAUGGAAAGAACGGCGGGAAAGAUACCUAGCUAGGCAGCAGGUUGAAGGCGUUGAUUCUGCAUACAAGUGAAAUCUUUGUAUUGCUUUGGGCCUUGAACACUUCAUUCCAUGAGCUGACGUUUCUGUUCAAGUCUUUAUCAUUUGUUACUUGGAGGGGACUCCAAAAAGAGGAAAAAUGCAAGCAUGUGCGUAGCUGUUAAAUUUGAGCUGAAUUCCAUUCGAUUUGAGAUUUAAGUUAAUGAGGUUUUUAUUAGUAACAAAAUUGUUGAUUUUGGCUGAACGAAGUUAUAUUAUCCUUACGUGUUGUUCAUUAUGGUUUUUCCGAAUUACACUCAAGAAACUUGAAUGUUUCUGAUUUUAAAAGUCGUAUAAUUCAAAAAUCUUUGCUCUGUCCAUAUCUUUCUCUCAGCAGGUAAUUUUCAGCUUUAGAUGGUGCUGUCAACAGUAUGGAAAUAGAAAAAUAGAAAAGGUAAAGGAGCCAACCUACUGGACUGUUAAUAAUGAAAGAGAAAAAGGAGAACAAAUGCCGAAUCCUAUUGCUUAUUACUAAAUUGCCAACAUCAUAGGCCAAUUGCUCAAAUGAAAAA